Megalops cyprinoides (Indo-Pacific tarpon) is the source of this 2960-nucleotide messenger RNA. Its product is annotated as mitochondrial import receptor subunit TOM70-like. The record is from RefSeq and is a predicted model, not a curated record. Lineage: Eukaryota; Metazoa; Chordata; Actinopteri; Elopiformes; Megalopidae. Gene Ontology annotation, molecular function: protein binding. The transcript has 12 exons. Bases 59 to 1819 code for a protein of 586 amino acids.
UAUGACGGCAGUGGAGUGAGGGGCUGAGGCGUGUGUUUCACUGCUCGUUCCUCGUUGCAUGGUGAUGGCAGCAUCUAAGCCUGUCGAGCCCCAGGUUGGCAGCGGUCUUCCCCGUUGGCAGCUGGCACUCCUGCUGGGAGCCCCCGUUGUGCUAGGGGUCGGGGCUGUGUAUCUUUGGAACCGCAGUCGAUCGAAGGAGAAGCAAGGCAAACGCAAUGGGGCGAGGAAAACUCCCGAAGGUAGUGCCAGUCCCGUCCAGGGCCGAGCUCAGGUAGACGGUGCGGCAAACCGAGCCGGCAGAGAGCAGGAGGAUAUGAGCCCUCUUGACCGGGCCCAGGCUGCCAAGAACAAAGGCAACAAGUACUUCAAGGCCAGCAAGUUUGACCUAGCCAUUCAGUGCUACACAGAGGCCAUCAGCCUCUGCCCCAAAGACCAGAAGGGAGACCUGUCCACUUUCUACCAGAACAGAGCCGCCGCCUACGAGCAGCAGAUGAAGUGGGCGGAGGUGGUGCAGGAUUGCUCUCAGGCUGUGGAGCUGAAUCCACGCUACAUCAAGGCCCUGUUCCGCCGCGCCAAAGCAAACGAGAGGCUGGACAACAAGAAGGAGUGUCUUGAAGAUGUCACAGCAGUGUGCAUUCUGGAGGCCUUCCAGAACCAGCAGAGCAUGCUGCUGGCCGACAAGGUUUUGAAGCAGCUGGGGAAGGAGAAAGCCAAAGAGAAAUACAAGAACCGUGAGCCCUUAAUGCCGUCUCCCCAGUUCAUCAAGUCUUACUUCAGCUCUUUCACUGACGACAUCAUCUCCCAGCCCCUGCAAAAGGGUGAGAAGAAGGAUGAGGACAAGGACAAAGAGGGAGAAGCCUCCGAUGUCGCAGAGAGCUCUGGCUACCUGAAGGCCAAGCAGUACAUGGAGGAGGAGAACUACGACAAGAUCAUCAGCGAGUGCACCAAGGAGGUGGAGUCCCAGGGAAAGCACUUGGCCGAGGCUCUGCUGCUGCGUGCCACUUUCUACCUGCUGAUUGGCAACGCCGCUGCGGCCCAGCCUGACCUCGACCAGGUCAUUAACAUGGAGUCCGCCAAUGUCAAGCUGCGGGCCAACGCUCUAAUAAAGCGAGGCAGCAUGUACAUGCAGCAGCAGCAGCCCCAGCUGUCCACACAAGACUUCAACAUGGCCGCCGAGAUAGACCCACGCAACGCAGAUGUCUACCACCACCGGGGACAGCUGAAGAUCCUGCUGGACCAGGUGGAGGAGGCCGUGGCAGACUUUGACGAGUGCAUUCUCCUGAGACCUGACUCUGCCCUAGCUCAGGCACAGAAGUGCUUUGCUCUGUACAGACAGGCAUAUACGGGGAACAGUCCCUCCCAGGUACAGAGUGCAAUGGAAGGAUUUGAGGAUGUCAUUCAGAGGUUUCCCAGGUGUGCUGAGGGUUACGCUUUAUACGCACAGGCCUUGACAGACCAGCAGCAGUUUGGGAAGGCGGACGAGAUGUACGACAAGUGUAUUGAUCUGGAGCCAGAUAAUGCCACAACAUAUGUCCACAAAGGCCUUUUGCAGCUCCAGUGGAAACAGGAUCUAGAUAAGGGCCUGGAGCUGAUCAGUAAAGCUAUAGAGAUUGACAGCAAGUGUGAUUUUGCCUAUGAAACCAUGGGAACUAUUGAAGUCCAAAGAGGCAACCUGGACAAGGCUAUCGAUAUGUUCAACAAGGCCAUCAACCUGGCAAAGUCUGAGAUGGAGAUGGCCCACCUGUACUCACUGUGUGAUGCAGCCCAUGCUCAGACAGCGGUGGCCAAAAAGUACGGAUUGAAGCCCCCAACGUUGUGAAAGCCCCCCGCUGUCUUCCUGUCUCCUUCUGUCUGACUCUGAUCAUUCAUUAACGGCUACUGUUUGUUUUAUUUUAUUUUGCAAAGGAGGUGGCAUAAUGAUUUAAAAACAGAAUGUUCACUGAUAAUUAAGUUUACAUUGGUUUAAGAGAGAGCGUGCCUGAGUUUGUAGUUGCUGUUCACCGUCCGAUGGAGGCAGCCGAUAAGACAGGCCCCUUCUCUGUCUGUCAGAUUGAGGGAUGUAACAGUCUCCUACUUGUCUGCCUGUCAGAACCUACUAGAUCCCUUAACCUUUCAAAUAUAUAUGGUUUCCCGUGCCUCAUUGGCAACAUUUUUAUAAAGAAAAUGAGUGAGUAAAGGGCCAAUGGUGUGUGUGCAGUGUCCCCCCCCCCCCCCCCCCAUCAUUCUGUCCAAGUUCCUCUGGAGGCCAGAAUGAGUAGACCUAUCCUACACCAAUUAUUGGGUCAUUGAUAACACCCUCAGCUGUCAGAGCCUUACUGAGCAUCGUGUAUUAUAACACUAAAGCAAGCUUAGCACACACAUAAUCCGAAAAUUUUCCUGAAAUAGAAAUGUACUUGCUUUAUUUUGAAAAUAAUGUCAUCAGGUUGGGAAUUGAUGGAAUCCACUGUGGUGCUUAUGAUAGAGUGAUGAGUAAAGGAAAAAAAAAAAAAGUAAGACCACAUGAGUGACUCUGUAUGUUAAUCAGGAAUGUUCUGUAAUAUUGCAUUUGAGCAGAUGGGUCCACAGAGGCAAUGAUGAGUAGCUCCUAACUCCACGCCAUGCCAGGCAGUGUAGUUCUUCACUAAGCUUAUGCAGACAUGAUACAGAUCCAAGCAAAAACUGAACACAUUGUUUGAACUUGGACAAAAGAGUGGAUGUGGAAGUGGUUUAAAUGAUCUUUUCUACAUUUGUUACCAUUAUUAUUACUGUUCAGAUCUUUUCAGCUGUGCUGUCCAACUGCCCCCAUAUUCUUAUAAUAGUUGUGGAGUGGGAAAUGAUAAAUGCAAGAAUUUAGUGAAGAGAUGUGUGUUCACAGUUCAUUAUGUCAGUGUUUUUGUUUGGAUUUCUGGAGUUGGGCAACACAGUGUCUGGGAUUAUGGGGAACUUGUGAAGUUUUUGAUUGAUGCCAUACAUUUUUUUAU